Spinacia oleracea (spinach) is the source of this 3110-nucleotide messenger RNA. RefSeq names its product F-box/kelch-repeat protein SKIP11. Bases 1155 to 2498 code for a protein of 447 amino acids. Lineage: Eukaryota; Viridiplantae; Streptophyta; Magnoliopsida; Caryophyllales; Amaranthaceae. Gene Ontology annotation, cellular component: nucleus. The record is from RefSeq and is a predicted model, not a curated record. Gene Ontology annotation, molecular function: protein binding. The transcript is spliced from 2 exons.
AAAGCCGAAGGUAGAAUAGCCAAAGAAAGAGAAGAGAGAGAGAAAUUGAGAAUUUGAUGAUUUUCAUUGCAGAGAAUUGAGAAUCCAAAGGACGACUUAAUUAACCAACUUCUCAAUUUCACUCACUUUCUCUCUCCUUUCCCCCCCUCUCUAUCUGUCUCUCUCUCUUUCUUUCUUCCCCCACCCUCCCAAUUCUUUCUUUCUUUCUUUCUUUCUCCUCUGUUUCUUUGAUUCACUGAAAUUUCUCUUCAUUUACAGCAGUUGCAGAAGUACUCUUUUAAACUGAUACAAAACUGAUACUUUAGCCCCCCAUAAAAUACAAAACCAAACUAGAUUUUGGAGAGAGAAAGUCAAUUUUUUUUUAAUACUUUUUUGUGUUUUUGAUUCAACCCAAUCAAAUUAUAAGAGGGGAGAAGUGGUUUUUUUUUUUCUAAUUUUAUUUUUUUGGGAUUAAUUUACUCCAAAUUGUUUUGGGGUUCCUCGUUCAUUUUGCCCAAUCAAAUAACCUCUGUUUCUCUCUCUCCCUCUCUCUCUCUUUAUCCAAUUCGUAAGUCCCGUCUUUUUCUCUCUUCCUUUCUAAAUAAUCCCUUUUUUUGAAUAUUUUUUAUAGAUUAUUUCCUCUCAAAUUGUGCAGAUCUAACCCAAUAGUCGUUCCUCAAAUGGGUUUUUCUAAUUGGGUUUUUCUACUGAUCUGAAUUUGAGAGAUCUGUUUGUUCUUUUUUUAAUUUCUAAUUGGGGUUUUUUAUUCUAAUUUGGUAUUUUUCAUUUUUAAUUGGGUUAUUUUCAUUGGAUUUUGUGGGUUUCUGUUUUUGUUGUUGUUAUUGCUGAAUCCCUAAAAAAGUUGGGAAAAGGAAGAAAGAAAGAAUCUGAAAGAUGUAAUUUUUGAUUUUGGGUACAGGAGAAAUGACGAAGUUUUGAGAAUUUGAAACGCUUGCAAAUUAAUCAGGGCACAUUUGGUUGUAUUGUUCCGCCCUUUCUGGAUCGUCGCUGAUUGGAUUCGGAUCGGUGCGUUUAAUUGGGGGGUUUCAGAUUAUAUCAUUGAUUUGAUCGAAGAAGUUUAGAUUUGAUUGGAAAUUGAAUUGAGUAAUUGAUUGGGGAUUGUAAUAGAUAAAAUAGAUUUCCUGCCCUCAUUGGAGGGUUGAAUUAGCUUAGAAAUGUUGGAGGGGAGAUCGUGCUUGGUUUCGAGGGCAUUACUAAGCUCCUGUGAGCAAGAUAAUAAGUGGACUUGCAUGAGUUAUCGGGUGGAGGUCGAAAUCUCCAAUGGCAAACGUCGAUUAGAGACUGAUCAUGAUGGGGAAGGAGGAUUAAGGAAAACAACUAAGUUAUUUGACACUGAGGAGAAGUCAAGAGCUCAAUUUGAUAAGCUUUCCUUGUCACGUUCCUCAGUGGUGAUUAAUCACUCUGAUAACCAACGUCAGAAUGGUGAUCAAUCUAAUAUGGAUUGCCUAAUUCAUUCUAUAGGGCGUGAUAUGACAAUUAAUUGUCUUCUUCGAUGCUCAAGGGCCGAGUAUGGUUCAAUUGGCUCUUUGAACCGGAGUUUCCGGUCUCUGGUUAAGGGUGGUGAGAUUUAUAGAUUAAGGCGGCAAUAUGAUGUGAUUGAGCAUUGGGUAUACUUUUCUUGUCGGCUCCUUGAAUGGGUAGCUUUUGAUCCAGCUAGUCGUCGUUGGAUGCAAUUACCUAGAAUGAAUUCUAACGAAUGCUUUAUGUGUUCUGAUAAAGAGUCCUUAGCUGUUGGGACUGAGCUUCUUGUUUUUGGGAAGGAUCUGAUGUCCCAUGUUAUUUAUAAAUAUAGUAUACUAACAAAUUCUUGGUCGUCUGGGAUGAAUAUGAGCUCUCCUAGGUGUUUGUUUGGGUCUGCAAGUCUUGGUGCCAUUGCCAUCAUAGCUGGUGGUUGUGAUUCGCAGGGAAACAUCCGUAGUUGUGCUGAGCUUUAUAAUUCGGAGACUGAAACAUUUGAGACACUUCCUAGUAUGAUUAAACCUAGGAAGAUGUGUUCAGGUGUUUUCAUGGAUGGGAAAUUCUAUGUAAUCGGUGGGAUUGGGGGACCUGAUGCGAAAGUGUUAACUUGUGGUGAGGAGUUUGAUCUUACCACAAGAACAUGGACAGAGAUUCCUAACAUGUCUCCUGGAAACCACGGGGAUGCACCUGAGAAUGAUAUGCCCGCUGCAGCCGAAGCUCCUCCGCUCGUGGCUGUUGUAAAUAACGAGCUGUAUGCUGCUGACUAUGCUGACAUGGAGGUUAAAAGGUACAAUAAAGAGACAAAGGAAUGGACAACGGUAGGAAGAUUGCCUGAAAGGGCUGGCUCAAUGAAUGGUUGGGGGCUAGCUUUUAAGGCAUGUGGUGAUCGGCUUAUUGUUAUUGGUGGACCGAGGGCUCACGGUGAAGGUAUCAUCGAGGUUAACUCUUGGGUACCUAGCGAAGGCCCUCCUCAUUGGGAGUUGCUUGGUACUAAGCAAUCUGGUAGCUUUGUUUAUAAUUGCGCAGUCAUGGGUUGCUGAAUGCUGAUGAUCAAAUUUCAAAUAUAGGGUUGGGUUUGGUGCCUUUGAGUUUGUUCAUCCCCCCCAAAGUGGUGCAUUUGCCAGAAAAAACCAUAGAUGUUGAAAGGGUUGCUAAUGGGGUAACUAUCUUGAUGCUUUUUCCCCCCUUCAUUUCCAUUUUGGUGGCGGGGGAGAAUACAGGGAGGAGUAAUUAGUUUCUGAUUUUACUACUACUCAAGAUUCAAAUUGAAUGUUUUUAGGAGGUUUUGGGGCUCUUUCCUCCCUUUUACUUUCACAUGAUGAAUAUUUUCUAUUCUUCUUCUCAUUGAAUUCUGGGCUUAACUUGGAGAUGAAAACUUCAACAGGUGUUUGUCAUUGUAGCACAGAAACAGGAAUUUUAAUAAUUUCAGGUACCCAUACAUUCAGUAGAUCUUUCACCAAUACUCGAUUUUUCUUUUUAGCUUUCCUAAGGUUCACAUAGUUUUUUUUUUUUUUUUUACAUCAAUUUCUCCAUCUUUGAUUUUUCAUGGCAUUGUCACAAAGGAGAAAAUAAGCUCCACAUUGUUUUUUAUAUAUCUUUUCACCUUCUUUUGUGCAAUUUGCGCGCUAUAUAAAUUUUUUCUUUCGCUUUCA